Messenger RNA from Arabidopsis lyrata subsp. lyrata, 1873 nucleotides. Its product is annotated as protein indeterminate-domain 11. NCBI's taxonomy places the organism in Eukaryota, Viridiplantae, Streptophyta, Magnoliopsida, Brassicales, Brassicaceae. The record is from RefSeq and is a predicted model, not a curated record. Gene Ontology annotation, cellular component: nucleus. The transcript has 4 exons. The coding region runs from base 142 to 1683 and encodes 513 amino acids. Gene Ontology annotation, molecular function: DNA-binding transcription factor activity.
UCUAUUUAAUUUUUUUUUGAAUUUUUCGGUUUCAAAUACACAGAGAGGAAGAUAAUAGAGUUUCUCUUGUCCACAAUCUCUCUCUUUCUCCCUCUCCCUCUCUGUCUCUCUCUCUACUUCUAGGUUUUUUUUUUUUUGUUGAUGAUGAACAAAGACAUGUUACUUCAUCAGCAUCACCAACCACAACAAGUACAACAUCAACAAGACGAGAAUAUGUCGAAUCUAACAUCAGCUUCUGGGGAUCAAGCAAGUGUCUCUUCAGGAAACAUAACCGAAGCAAGUGGUUCUAAUUAUUUCCCUCAUCAUCAGCAACUUCAAGAACAGCAACAGCAGUUCUUUGUUCCAGAUUCGCAGCCUCAAAAGAAGAGGAGAAACCAACCAGGGAAUCCAGACCCAGACUCAGAAGUGAUAGCUUUAUCACCAAAAACACUAAUGGCAACAAACAGAUUCGUGUGUGAGAUCUGCAACAAAGGUUUCCAAAGAGACCAGAAUCUACAGCUUCAUAGAAGAGGUCACAAUCUGCCAUGGAAGCUGAAACAAAGAUCCAACAAAGAAGUGAUAAGGAAGAAAGUGUAUGUAUGUCCAGAAGCAAGUUGUGUCCACCAUGAUCCAUCUAGAGCUCUCGGUGACUUAACCGGAAUCAAGAAGCACUUCUGCAGAAAACAUGGAGAGAAGAAGUGGAAAUGUGAUAAGUGUUCAAAGAAAUAUGCUGUUCAUUCAGAUUGCAAGGCUCAUUCUAAGACUUGUGGCACCAAAGAAUACAGAUGUGACUGUGGCACUCUCUUUUCUAGGAGGGAUAGUUUCAUAACUCAUAGAGCAUUUUGUGAAGCAUUGGCUGAAGAGACUGCAAGAGAAGUAGUAAUACCACAAAACCAAAAUAAUCAACCAAACCCUCUUUUGAUUCAUCAAUCUUCUUCUCAUCCUCAUCCUCAUCAUCAUCAAACACAACCAAACAUAAACGUCUCUUCUUCUUCAUCCUCCUCCCACAACCACAACAUCAUCAAUAGCCUUCACUUCGACACCAACAAUGGUACUAAUAAUAGCAACAGCAGCAACAACCAUCUCCAUACAUUUCCCAUGAAGAAAGAGCAACAAAGUAAUGACCAUAUCAUGAAUUACCACCAUAGUAUCCCUCCUUGGCUUGCUCCUCAGCCACACGAUCUCACAUCUUCAAACCCUAACCCUAGUAAUGGUGGAGGAGGAGGAAGUUUGUUCUCUCUGGCUUCUCCGGCUAUGUCAGCCACCGCAUUGCUCCAGAAAGCAGCCCAAAUGGGUUCUACAAAGACACCUCCUUUACCACCAACCACGGACUACGAAAGGUCAACUCGUAAUAACAACCUCACGACCACAAUGGCGGCGAUGAUGACGUCACCAUCUGGAUUCAUCAGCUCCAACAACAACAAUCAAGUUUUGUUUCAAGACUACAACGCAUCCGGGUUUGAUCAUCACGGCGGAGAAGAAGCAUUCGACGAUACAUUCGGCGGGUUCUUGAGAACAAGCGAAGCUACAACCGCCGCAGGAUCAGAGAAGAGUAAAAGCGGUGGAGGAGAAGGUUUGACGAGAGAUUUCUUGGGGCUAAGACCGUUAAUGUCUCAUAACGAGAUUCUAAGUUUUGCUGGUCUUGGAAAUUGCAUUAAUAGCUCUGCUUCAGAUCAGCUUCAUCCCAAGCCUUGGCAGGGUUAGUUAGUUUUUUUGCUCAUAAUAUUUUUAAAAUGAAUCUAUCUAAAUUUUUAAUAUGUGUAUAUAUUUAUAUAUGUAGUUUUGCAUAUCUAUAAUCUUUCUCUUGUUUUGUUCUUCGUUUUAUAAAUUUUAUAUGUUGAAUGCUCACCAAAGGAGAAUCAAAAAUUAUACAGAAAUUGUUACGUUUCGUCUU